AUGGCGUCAACCCUCGUGGGCGCGACGUUGAAUAUUCUCCGCCGCCAGGUUGAAGACGUCGAUCCAGACGACCCUCCCGAAGCUGGCCAGAAAGAGAUCUUCUCAUCAUGGGCCCUCUUUAUUCUGAUCAUGCUGCUGAUUGCGGCGCUGUUUACGAGUUACAUCCUACAGCAGAAGAGAAUACAAGCUGUCCAUGAGACCGUCAUAUCUAUAUUUGCUGGCAUGGUUGUGGGACUGGUCAUACGCAUCACACCUGGCACUGCGAUACAAGACACUGUCAGUUUCGACUACCAAUUCUUCUUCAACCUCCUUCUGCCGCCCAUCAUUCUCGCCUCCGGUUACGAAUUACAUCAGGCAAACUUCUUCCGCAAUAUUGGCACGAUCCUGACCUUUGCAUUCGCUGGUACCUUUAUCUCCGCCGUGUCCUUGGGCCUGAUACUCUGGCUGUGGACGCGAAUCCCUUUUGACGGCCUGACCAUCACCUGGGUCGAGGCCAUCUCGGUCGGCGCAACCCUGUCCGCUACCGAUCCCGUCACUAUCCUCGCUAUCUUCAACUUAUACAAGGUCGAACCCAAACUGUACACGGUCAUCUUUGGCGAGUCCAUACUCAACGAUGCCAUUGCCAUCGUCUUAUUCGAGACUGCCCAGCGAUACAGGGAAGGGGCUUCGGGGAACUUGAACAUUAUCAGCCUGUUCGAGGCUAUCGGCAUCUUCUUACUUGUCUUCUUUACGAGCUUGGUGAUUGGGGUGGUGGUGGGCAUCGGCACAGCCCUCGCUCUGAAGUAUACGCUCGUCCGCAGGUUCCCAAAGAUUGAGAGCUGUCUCAUAGUUCUGAUUGCAUAUGCGAGCUACUUUUUCUCCAACGGUGUUCACAUGUCAGGCAUUGUGUCGCUCUUAUUCUGCGGAAUCACCCUGAAACAUUACGCAUACUACAACAUGUCCCGAAGAACUCAACUUACCACGAAAUUCUUCUUUCAGAUCACUGCUCAGCUGUCGGAGAACUUCAUUUUCAUCUAUCUGGGACUCACACUAUUUACCGAGACCGAUCUAGUUUUCAAACCACUGUUCAUCCUCGUUACAGUUGUCGGCAUCUGUGGCGCACGGUGGUUGGCUGUGUUCCCGCUUUCAAAAGCUAUCAACUAUAUCAUUCGACUCCGAGCUAAACGCCGUGGCCGCGACGUGGCGGAAGAACUUCCAUGGCAUUAUCAAGUCAUGUUGUUUUGGGCUGGCCUGCGGGGUGCCGUCGGUGUCGCCCUGGCCGCUGGGCUACAGGGUAACGAGGGUCCCGCACUCCGCGCCACUGUCCUUGUUGUGGUGGUGUUGACGGUCAUUAUUUUCGGCGGCACAACGGCACGGAUGUUGGAGAUUCUGGGCAUCCGCACAGGCGUGGUCGAGGAGAUUGACUCGGACGACGAAUUCGAUAUUGAGACGGCCAAUGGCGGUACAUACUACAAGCGAUCCGGGACUGGUUUCGGCCACAACCCGCGACCCUCGGCGAUCGGCCUUGACUACGUGGGCAACGGCCGCGAAACAAAAGCCAAUGGCUCGGCGUCACACGCUCGAAACGACAGAGGGUACAGCAGUAGCAACGGCCGGUCUCCUCCACUUCAUCCUGGAGGCCAGCGCAAAAACUCUGCCAUCUCUCAACGUGAUCGUGAUCUCGUCGCUCAGCAAGGGAAAUUACUGUCUGGCCACGGCAGCACCAGCGGGUCAACAUCCGAUGACGACGAAGAUGCUGCUGCCGAGCUCGACCUACCACCCGCCGCACCACGAAGAAAACAGUCUCCUCUAUCGCUCCCACCAGGAGCUCACGAUACACGGGUACGGUCUGCGCCUGAUAUUAUUCUCAACAACGGAGAUGGUGAUUCCCUAGGAGUCGACCAAGGAGACAUGGGCACAGCUGCUACCCAACCUGUAAGAGCGUCGACGCCGCUAGUGGGAGCAAGUAGCUCGAUAAGGAACCUAUUGAGGGGGGCAACGGCGGACCACACUGCUUGGUUCCGCCAGUUGGAUGAGGAUUUUAUCAAGCCACAUCUGUUGUUAGACCAGCAUCAGGGUCAGGGCAAGGGCCCACCUCCUUCAUGA
This is a messenger RNA of Fonsecaea nubica, 2085 nucleotides long. Its product is annotated as sodium/hydrogen exchanger 3. Gene Ontology annotation, biological process: sodium ion transport; proton transmembrane transport; vacuolar acidification. Gene Ontology annotation, cellular component: fungal-type vacuole membrane; late endosome; early endosome. The transcript is spliced from 6 exons. The record is from RefSeq and is a predicted model, not a curated record. Gene Ontology annotation, molecular function: sodium:proton antiporter activity. Bases 1 to 2085 code for a protein of 694 amino acids. NCBI's taxonomy places the organism in Eukaryota, Fungi, Ascomycota, Eurotiomycetes, Chaetothyriales, Herpotrichiellaceae.